Molecule: messenger RNA, 1977 nt
Organism: Aspergillus niger
Lineage: Eukaryota; Fungi; Ascomycota; Eurotiomycetes; Eurotiales; Aspergillaceae
Exons: 2
Coding region: 1-1977 (658 amino acids)
Source: RefSeq, a predicted model, not a curated record
AUGCAACUUCGAAGCAGCAUUCGUCCACCGAAGCGCUUCAACCAAGACCAGUUCUACAGUCCAUGUACACAGAAAUCUUUACGUGCACCACAAAAUCAAGAAAACCAGGACUGCAUUCAUAGCACUCAGUUCGAUCCCAACCUACCUCCGGCAGCGUUUCCGACGCUAGAUCAUUCGUCUCCCCUCAGCCUACGCCAUAAAGAAACGGAAAAUUGGAAUGAGCAAGAGGAAGACCCCUCCAAGCGCCCCAGGAAGCAGGAGAAAGGUGAUGAAAAGACCGAGGACAAGCGUGUGGGGGAGGCAAAUACAGGCGUACAGAUCAGACCCUUAGAAUCAGGAGAAAAUUGUUUCUUAAGCAAUGGGGACCUUAACCCAGUCUACAGGAGAAAUAUGACCAUUCUUGCUAAUAUUGGCCGGGAGUCGUCAAUUGAAAGAUAUCUAAUGGACAGCGAUGUGGAUGAGAUCAUGGCCGAUGCCCCUGGCGAGGAGAAUAUAGAGACUUCUUCGGCACCACCUCCUUCCCGACCACGAGAAUGGGGCGACCUUUCCCCAAGAAUUCAAGUUGAGAUCAUCGACAAUAUGCUCCAAGAAUUCAACUGGCCAACCGUAUGCCAUUUACUGGGGCUAACGGUAGGGGAGCGUGAGGAAAUUCAGCAGAAUAUUCGCCAGUGGGAUCAGCAAGCUAGGAAGGAAGAUCUACAAUUGGAAGAUAUGAGAGAAAGGCAACUGAGGGCACUCCUGCGAGUCGACAAUACUAUACGUGGACAUAAUCGUGUUCCUCACCAGGGUAUCUUCAGCAAAAUCUCUCGUCAGAUUUCCGGCAAACUACAGGAUAAUCUCAACUCGGACAUUUUAUUAUGCCAGGCAAGUGAGCUGCUAGAUGCCGAAUUGUUUCUGCGCACGCGUGGACUCGACCGCAAGUAUGCAGGAGAAUGGGGUAAUGGUACGUCUGCUUGGCAGGCACUCGAAGACCAUGACAUUGAGCCGUGUCUAGAUGGUGACCAGAGAACCCAGCAACGCGUUGUGGACAGUGCAACGAUUAAUGCAGAUGUACCGGCAGGGGAGGAUACAAACAUCAAUGUGCCUGACCCGAAUGAUAACUGCACGUUACAGGCGGAAAUAAUGGCGGCAUACUGUCCGAACUCUGAGAGGAACAAGUACCUACACAAGUUCCGUUUUAACAAGCCCCGGCAAUGCCACAAAGAUAGUCAACCCAGACAAAAGGUAGUGUAUCAUGACCCUCGCGGGAGUGAACCGUGUCGCCUGAGUGUUGGCGCGGAGAAAGCUGCUCAUGUUUGUGAUAUGAGAUGGAGAUAUUCCAAACUGGCAUUGAAACCCUGGGAAAUGCCUCUGACGAGUCUCUCCAUUAACGAGCCACGACCACUCCUUGGAACGUUUUAUAAUAGCCACGGCAACAAAACCAACGCCAGGAAUUCUCAUAAUGCAGCCUUCGUUCCUCUGACCAGGUUUUCUUAUGAAAACAUAACCGACAGGCGUGCAGCCGAAACCGCCUUUUCUUCGAGGCUUGACCCACGACACGGAACUUCAGCAUCGGAAGUACGUAAAGGGAUACCUCCCAAGCCAAGCAGUGACAACACGUAUGUUACAUUAUCCGAUUCAGGGAGAGCCUCUAGCCCCAUUAUCUGGACCCCCAAAGCCACCCCAGACACAGCAGUAUCUACCACAAGCUCAGAGUGUCUUCCCACAGAUGAGAACAAACAAUCACCACGUGUAAGCAGAGCAUUGCAGCCCCCACUGGAAGCAAGGAAGGACCUCAGAGAAUCAGUCGACGAGGAUUCUGGUCAUGAGGUGCCAAGCGAAGACCCGAGGCCUGGAACACCCCCGAAACGUUCAGUUGAAUCAUCAGUCUCCAAAGAAGACAUAGUGCACGCACCGGAUAAAACGAGCGAUGGGGAUGACAACAGUGAGGAUAGCCACGACGACGACUAUGAUGAGGUCGUACUCCUACCUGUAUAG